Molecule: messenger RNA, 1203 nt
Organism: Cyprinodon tularosa
Lineage: Eukaryota; Metazoa; Chordata; Actinopteri; Cyprinodontiformes; Cyprinodontidae
Product: sialic acid-binding Ig-like lectin 14
Exons: 7
Coding region: 89-1084 (331 amino acids)
Source: RefSeq, a predicted model, not a curated record
CCAUGUAUCUAUGAUACAGAAGGUACCAGAUAUGACAGCAGCAGAACUAUCUAUGGAGUUUGGAUGAAAGGUGCUCACAAUUUUGGCGAUGAUCCAAAGAUCGUUAUUUUCAACAGCAGUGGACAGAUACUUCUUCAGGAUUGAGAACGAUCCGUUCAAAGCAACAGCUUGGGAUGAUCCUCUCAAUAUUAUAGUUAAAGAUUCUCCUUGGAGUCCCAGCAUUAAUAUCCCUGUUGGUGAUCUGAAGGAGCAUCAGUCUGUCACUAUAAGCUGCUCAGCUGUGACUCCCUGUCCACACUCACCUCCUGAACUCACCUGGAAUCUCCAACAAGACUCUGAGAGACAAACAGAGAAAAACCCAGAUGGAACCUUUACAACUAAAAUCCAGGAGACCAUCACUCUGUCAGACACACAUGAUGGAUACAACAUCAGCUGUUCUGCCAGAUAUCCUGUGAAUGGAGGAAGCAAGACAGCAGAGACAGAAGUGACUCUCAGUGUUUCAUAUGCUCCUAAAGACACCUCAGCAUCCAUCAGUCCAUCAGGUUUGGUGUCAGCAGGUAGCUGGGUGGAGCUGAGCUGCUCCAGCAGAGCCAAGCCUCCUGCCAGCUUCACCUGGUUCAGGAACAGCAAACAUGGAGCCAUUAAUGUAUCUGUGGGGCAGGUUUACAGCUUCAAUGUUACUGAAGGAGGAGAGUAUUACUGUGAGGCCACCAAUGAUCUGGGGACUCAGAGAUCAUCAGUGGUUCUACUGAACAGUGAAGCUAAAGGAACUCCUCUCUUGGUCACAGUCAUAGUUGGAGUCAUUUUGUUCAUCAUUCUGGUUCUUUGUCUCUGGUGCCUUAAGACCAAAUGUCCAACUCCAGAUCAGACCCAGAGUCAAACAUAUCAGGAGGUUUCUGAUCAUAUUGCAGCCAAUGAAACAGAGGAAGAACUUCAUUAUGAGGACAUAACUGUCCUCCAGAAACGACCUGAAGCUUCCUCUGUCUCAGUGCAGGACGGUGGACAGCAGGAGACAGAGUACGCUCAGGUUCAAGUGUCUACUGACCAUCCAGAGGAUCUCUAUGCACAAGUAAAGAAGCAAUAACUUCAUUCACUGAUGUGUUCUGAAAUGAGAGAAUGUAGUUUUUGAACUAAAAAGGAAGGAGAAAGAGGAAGAAAGUGACCCUGUUUUUCAGAAAGGUUUGUUACCUGAAGAGUUCAAAU